Messenger RNA from Stegodyphus dumicola, 704 nucleotides. RefSeq names its product cuticle protein 14-like. Gene Ontology annotation, molecular function: structural constituent of chitin-based larval cuticle. Gene Ontology annotation, cellular component: chitin-based extracellular matrix. NCBI's taxonomy places the organism in Eukaryota, Metazoa, Arthropoda, Arachnida, Araneae, Eresidae. The record is from RefSeq and is a predicted model, not a curated record.
ACGAUUCCAACAUUCGGAUUUACGUAGGCAAUCCAGAUCUAUAGAGAAAUGAAGAUCCUCAUCUUGUGCGCUCUUAUUGCCGCUUCUCAGGCAGCAGUCCUUCUUAAUCAUGGAUUGAUUGGAACUGGAGCUAGUGCACAAUACAGAAGCCAAGAUGGUCUUGGCAACUAUGCUUUCGGUUACAACGAGGGUCAUGGAUCCGGAGCCACAUUCCGAAAAGAAACAGGAUCCCAUGGAGUCGUUGCCGGAUCUUACGGAUUGACCGUAGCUGAUGGCAGACAAAGGAUUGUCAACUACGUAGCUGAUGCAGCUGGAUUCAGAGCUGAUAUUAAGACAAACGAGCCAGGAGUUGAGCCCAAGGAUCCAGCUCAUGCCGCCAUCAAUAAAGCUGGAAUUAUCGCCCCUGCAUUGACAUACGCAGCUCCUGCUGCUGUCCACGUCGCUGCUGGUCAUCCUUUUGGAGCCUACAGCUACAACACUCUUGUCGGACAUCAUGGAAUCGGACACCAUGGUCUUUGGUGGUAGAAGAUAUUUAGCUAAUGUUAACUUAUGAUGAUGCUUUAAUUCGUGUUAAUGAUCUCUUGAUUUUAUUGAUUGCACGGUUUUUAACCCUGAACAUUCUAAAUAGAGCUUAUUUGCAUAGUGCUAAGAUCAGUGUGUUCAUUUUGACCCUAUUCAAAUAAAACUCUACUGAAUAACUUGUC